AAAACCAGACCCGCGGUGACCGGGCGCCGAGUACGGCCGCGCGCGCGCGCAAACACACGCACAUUCGAACCACAACCGCCGCGCAAGGCGACACGAUCACACGCGCGUACGUCACGUCCCGUCCCGUCUCGUCCCGCCGCCGUCGUCUGUAACUUCGCACUCUGCGCCGCGAAAGCGUCACCGUCACCUCCGUCCACGCCCGCGGCCGGUCGCCAUGCCGUGAACAUGCGGCGGACGCGAUGCGCAUCAGCAGCCGGUCGUUGAACGGCGGCCGCGUGCUGCUGCGGCUGGCGUUCGCGGUGCUCGCUGUGCACCUGCGAGCUUGCGCGGCCGGGUUGCAGCAGAACGCCGCGGCGGUCGCCAUUAGCUACCGGAUUCCCAAACUGUAAAACCCGUCAACAAUGGUUAGUAUACCAUUACCGUGGCUCUGGCGACCGUCUGGUGUUAUAUCCGAGUGGAAAACUCAGACACUACGUCCUCAAACACCAGCACGGCAGCAGCGAAGAACAACAGCAACAGCAUCAAGACUUCAUCGUAGAACACGAACGGUCCUUCGAUUACGAGCAAGGAUUUUACUGCUUGGACAAAGUCAUUGACAUUGAUCGUCCGGACAUAAACGCACAAGUGGCCGUCAUCUGUACGCCACAGAUACCGUCACCUUGGACGGAUUCUGAUUUCGUUAUGCGAAGGAUCGUGAACCCUAUUUUCCACGCCAUUGCGAUAGCUUGCUUGCUGCUCGUUGCCAUCGUUCAUUUCGUGUUGCCACAACUCAGAGACUUGAUCGGAAAUAUGGUCACUACUCUAGCUGGAUGUAUGAUCGUAGCCCGGAUCGCCAACAUCGUUCGUAUAUUCGUCGAGUACAACGGUCCUGUCAGCUAUUUGACAGCUGACGCGUUUCUUUACACGUCCACGCUCGGUUCGUUCUUUUGGCUGAACGCAAUGGGAUAUUACAUUUGGCGUACAUUCAAAUCACGGAACGUGUUCCUGCGCAUUACCGAUGGACGCAAAUACUGUUAUUAUUCGCUAUACGUGUGGGGUUGCACGUUAACCAUGGGUGGCAUGGCGCUUUUCGCACAUCUAAUAUUGGACUCACGUCACAACAACGUUAAUAGAAACUAUUCGUCGCAUCCGUCUACGACCACAUCAAUAGAAGGAGCUAUAGGGUGGCUCGGAAUUGCAGUCAUAUUCGUUCCAGUCAUAUGCACUAUUCUAGUCAAUUUGUUUUUUUACGUUUCCACCAAAACAGUGAUCAAACGGAUGUCGACAUAUGGUCAAAUCCAUCACAAAAUGAAAUAUAGUUUCGACAUGUUUUCCAAACUUUUCGUGAUCAUGGUGGUCGACUUGACGCUGUUCAUCUUGUCGUGGACCCAACACGACUCGCUGUUCUACAUACACGUCGUCUUCAAUCCAGUCCAAGCGGCGUUAGUACUCUACGUGACCGUUAUCCGACCGAAACGCGUUAAGUUUCUGCUGCGAAAGGCCUGCUGCUAUGAGCGGUGUAUUUUGCCGUGUUGCCGACCAAAGGAAACAGACGUACAAGCCGGCACCGAAUGGGGAGAGGAAAUGAUGGCAUUCAACACUGCCGAUUAUUAGCGAUUUUGUCCACUCCAGUUUCGUGUUACGAUACGCGUAUUACGUAUAUGUUUUAUAAAAUGUUACGUACUCUAUGUAGACCAGGUCAUUACAAUAUUAUUAUAGGUACUAAUAAAAACGAUCAGACGAAAACGAAUGUCGUCGUAUUUAUAUUUUAUGUUCUUUUUCGAUAAAUAUUACGAACUUUAAUAUUAAUUAGAUUUUAGAUUUUUAUAAUU
Messenger RNA from Melanaphis sacchari, 1811 nucleotides. It is a transcript of the gene mthl5, whose product is annotated as probable G-protein coupled receptor Mth-like 5. Gene Ontology annotation, molecular function: G protein-coupled receptor activity. Gene Ontology annotation, biological process: cell surface receptor signaling pathway; G protein-coupled receptor signaling pathway. NCBI's taxonomy places the organism in Eukaryota, Metazoa, Arthropoda, Insecta, Hemiptera, Aphididae. Gene Ontology annotation, cellular component: membrane. The record is from RefSeq and is a predicted model, not a curated record.